Molecule: messenger RNA, 627 nt
Organism: Zingiber officinale
Lineage: Eukaryota; Viridiplantae; Streptophyta; Magnoliopsida; Zingiberales; Zingiberaceae
Exons: 2
Coding region: 1-408 (135 amino acids)
Source: RefSeq, a predicted model, not a curated record
AUGAAGAGCACAAGCAGAUCUUGCUUGCAUGCAGCAGUUCCUCCUCUCCCCAAGCUCCUGCUAGUCCUUCUCCUCCUGAGCUCUAUCGAAAUGGUCGUCGGGCUUCGAGCAAGGAAGCUACUGUUGUCGCCACCACUGAAAAACAAAUCAGCUCUCUGUUCAGAGCAAGAAGUGCCAUUGUUAAAGAUCAGAAUUGUGACUAGGAAGUUACUUUCGUUGUCUCAGAGCAAAAAAAUUUCCAGUUCGGAGCAAGGGAAGUCAUCACUAAAGAUUGACACUGGCAGUGGUAGUACUAGUAGUAGUAAUAAUAGGAGUGUCAUCAUGCCUGCGAAGCAAGGAAUGGUGAGCAAAAGGAGGAUACCUCCUUCAAGAUCGAACCCUACACAGAACAAGUCGAGGAAUCCUUGAGAAAACAUACAACGACGACGAUGAAGCCUGCAGAGUAGAGUAGAAGAGUUAGUUAAAGCUUUAGAUUAGUAGUGUCUUAGUGUUGGGUAGCUCAGCCUUUUGAUCAUUUGUGUUCUUCUAGUCCUAGAGAUGGAUAGGAGAAUAGUUUUAUUGUAAUAAGCUGAAAUGAUUGAUCAUUCAAGAUGGUAAAGCUGAAUCAAUGAAUUUCCUAUCAAACAA